Messenger RNA from Sorex fumeus (smoky shrew), 278 nucleotides. It is a transcript of the gene GNG14, whose product is annotated as G protein subunit gamma 14. The transcript is spliced from 3 exons. Gene Ontology annotation, molecular function: G-protein beta-subunit binding. Gene Ontology annotation, biological process: G protein-coupled receptor signaling pathway. The record is from RefSeq and is a predicted model, not a curated record. Bases 17 to 235 code for a protein of 72 amino acids. Gene Ontology annotation, cellular component: heterotrimeric G-protein complex. NCBI's taxonomy places the organism in Eukaryota, Metazoa, Chordata, Mammalia, Eulipotyphla, Soricidae.
CGCAUCCGCCGCUGAGAUGUCGGGUAAAGUAGCCCUGGGCAGCGACAUUGGGCAGGCCCGGCGCGCUGUGGAGCAGUUGCGGAUGGAGGCGGGAAUCGACCGCGUGAAGGUGUCCAAGGCAGCCGCCGAGCUGCUGCAGUUCUGCACAGAGCAAGCCAAGAGCGACCCCUUCCUCGUGGGCAUCCCAGCGGCCACCAACCCCUUUAAGGAGAAGAAGCCGUGUGCUAUCCUGUGACCACAUGCCAGCGGCACCCGGAUGAACGGCACUGAGGGCUGAG